CGUGUCUUGAACCGAGAACGAAUAGGUCCGUUUUAAAUUUUAUAAAUCAAAAAAUAUAUCAAAAUGAAAAGUUUUGUUCCCUGUGAUCCAGGAUGUGAUUUUCCUAUUCAAAAUUUACCAUACGGCGUAUUUUCGACACCGGCAAAUCCUGUGCACAGAAUUGGAGUUGCCAUUGGAGCUCUCGUAUUAGAUUUGAGUGGAGUAUUGCAUUUUUUCAAACCAGAAUAUCAGGUCAGUUUACACAAUUUAAUGUAUGCCACAACUCUCAACCCAUUGAUGGGCCUAGAAAAAUCUGAUUGGAAACAAAUUAGGGAGACCAUACAAAAAUUGCUGUUGGAAGGUUCGGAACUUCACAGAAAUGAAGAACUCCAACAAAAAGUAUUGCUUCCACAAGCGUCGUGCAUCAUGCACUUACCAGCUACUAUUGGAGACUACACCGAUUUCUAUUCUAGCAUACAUCAUGCCACCAAUGUUGGAACAAUGUUUAGGGGAAAAGAUAAUGCUUUAAUGCCCAACUGGAAAUAUUUGCCGGUUGGAUAUCACGGUCGCGCAAGCUCAGUUGUUGUCUCUGGAACUGAUAUCCGAAGACCAUUGGGACAAACUUUACCAGUUGAUGGAGCUGAACCACAUUUUGGUCCUUGCAGACUUAUGGAUUUUGAACUGGAAGUAGCAUUUUUUGUAGGUGGCAAGCCAACAAAAUUGGGUCAAAGAGUACCAGUUGCAAAUGCUCAAGAUCAUAUUUUUGGAAUGGUUCUUAUGAAUGAUUGGAGCGCACGUGACAUACAAAAAUGGGAAUACGUGCCAUUGGGACCAUUCACUGCAAAGAAUUUGGGCACAACAAUAUCACCAUGGGUUGUUACAAUGGAUGCUCUUGAGCCAUUCAAAGUAGACAACUUUCCCCAAGAUCCACAACCAUUUGAUUAUUUGAAACACAGCGACAACUAUAACUUUGAUAUUAAACUUAAUGUUGAUGUUAAACCACAAGGAGGAAUUCCUAGUACUGUAUGCAGAUCAAAUUACAAAUAUAUGUACUGGACGCCUAAACAACAGUUAGCUCAUCAUACAGUGACUGGAUGUAACGUUUCUCCAGGAGAUUUAAUGGCCAGUGGCACUAUUAGUGGAGAGGAAUCUGACUCUUUCGGAUCAAUGCUGGAGCUCAGCUGGAAAGGAACAAAACCUGUGCAACUAGCAGGAGGAGAGACGCGCAAAUUUUUACAAGACGGAGAUGAAGUAAAUAUAACAGGAUUUUGUGAAAAAGAUGGAGUCAGAAUUGGUUUUGGUGAAUGCCGAGGAAAAGUUUUGCCUUUUGAACCUCUUUCAUAAAGUUUAUUGACGAUUUUAAUA
This is a messenger RNA of Ctenocephalides felis (cat flea), 1344 nucleotides long. RefSeq names its product fumarylacetoacetase (gene Faa). Gene Ontology annotation, biological process: L-phenylalanine catabolic process; homogentisate catabolic process; L-tyrosine catabolic process. The transcript has 9 exons. Lineage: Eukaryota; Metazoa; Arthropoda; Insecta; Siphonaptera; Pulicidae. The record is from RefSeq and is a predicted model, not a curated record. Bases 64 to 1323 code for a protein of 419 amino acids. Gene Ontology annotation, molecular function: fumarylacetoacetase activity.